Micropterus dolomieu (smallmouth bass) is the source of this 7047-nucleotide messenger RNA. It is a transcript of the gene nhsl1a, whose product is annotated as NHS-like 1a. Gene Ontology annotation, biological process: cell differentiation. Bases 5 to 5752 code for a protein of 1915 amino acids. The record is from RefSeq and is a predicted model, not a curated record. Lineage: Eukaryota; Metazoa; Chordata; Actinopteri; Centrarchiformes; Centrarchidae. The transcript is spliced from 10 exons.
ACACAUGUUGAGGGAUGCCGGGGCGAGCGAGGGCGACAUGUCAUGCUUAAAAGGCGGGGACGGGGACAGCAAGUGGUCUGUGCGCUACACUACCCAGAAGCCCCAGCAGGGUCUGCUCUUCAUCCCCGGGAAAAGACGGUCCGGCAGCGCAGAUGAUCUGCAAGGUCAGAGGUCAACGGGGAGGAACGGUGUGUCUAACGGGCUGACUCAGCAUGGUUACAGUCGACCCGGCAGCUCGCAGCCCCGCCCACCGAGUCCAUCCUCCUCUGGGCUCGACCAAUCAGAGGGCAGAACUACACGCAGGCGGUGGAAGGACAAAAGCAGGCGGAUGUCCUCAGCUUUCUCAGAUGAAGACGAGAAGUUUAUCUUGAACAACACGCGACCCCUGACCCCACUGGUCCUCAACCCGGUCCACCGCACCUCCUGUUGGGAUGUCUUUGCCCCCACCUACGAGCCAGCGGUCGAGGAUGAGAUGGAGCCGCCCCCCCGGCUUCCAACACCGGAGGAGAGGAUGAGGCAGCAGGCCGAGGCAGUCGCAGCUGACAUAGUCCCUAUCAAUAUAACAGGACAGAGUUUUGAUCGUCAGGCCAGUUUUCGAAGAGUGGCUUCCAACGCUGACUCGUUAUCCCGGCGCCCCCGGAACCUGAGCCGCUGCAAGAGAGUUACUGGGAUGUCCGAUGAUGUCAACCGGAAGCUUGACUCGCCUUUGGUCUCUUUGGUUCUUCCUGUUCAGUUCUCCGCCGUGAGUCCACCUGCCCACCAACAGAACAGUACAGGGCAGGAGGUGAAAGAAAAGGAGAGGGGAGAAGUCAGACAGGAGGGGCAGUCAUCAGUGAGGAGGAUCCGAGCUCCAAGAGGUGAGGGGAUGUCCAGCCUCAUGGCCUCCCUUACCUCCUCUCCUCCUGUCAAACCCUGUCACGACCACGCCAUCUCCUGCUGCUCAUCCCCCUCGGAGAUCCACAGCCUCCCACGUCCGGGAACCAACUCGUCUCUGAACUCCGAGGCCAGCUGUAACAGCGCCUCCUACAGGACGCUCAGUGCCUCCUCAUCUUGCUGCCAGGAUCUACAGGGUUUCCCCAGUGACCUCCAGCCCCUGCUGCCCUUUGACCCCACUGCCAGAGUCAUCCCCCUGUCACCUUCCUCCUCAUCCUCUUCCUUUCCUUCCUCCCCGGUCUCCUCCUCCCUCCCUCGCACCCCAAGCCGUGCUCUAAAAUCAGAGUGGUCUUACCCCGGCGAUAAGUCCCUGAAUGAGGCUGCCCAACAUCCCAGUUCCCGUUCCUCCUCCCAAUACCUAUCCUCUUCUUCCAUCGCAGACUCAGAGUCUCAGUUUAGUUACCAGGAUACCCAAUGCUCCUUCGAUGAGGAGGCAUGGAGCUACCGGCCCCUCUCCCGCAGCUCCAGUGUCCACAGCGGCAUCACCCAGGAGAUGAGGUGUCUUUCUGGGGAAGGUUGGAGCUGUGAUCCCCUGCUCUCCUCCGCUCGCUCUUCGCCCUCUCACACUGACAGCACCUCUCUGUGUUCAGAGAAAAUGACCUCCUCUCCCAGGCCAAUGCAGGAGAAAAGGAAGUCCAGCACUUCCUCCUCCUACUCGUCUUCCAUCACCCGCUGCAUCUCCCUCCGCAAGUCCAAGCGGCCGCCUCCUCCGCCAUUGCGCUCUGACUCCCUGAGGCGCCGUCCGGGUCGUAGCAAACCCUCCCGCUCCUCGUCCAGUCCCCGUGUGGAGCGUAAGCCCACCUCCUCUCCACAGGCCUUCGAUGACCCCUGGGUGCCCCGGAGCAACCUCAGAAGACGCCAGAGUGGGCUUAACUGUGGGACAGUCACAACCUUUGAACCCUUAAGCCCGGACUGCCAGGCGGAAAUCUCCUUUGACUAUCCUCCGUCCGAGCACGUGCCGCCAAGUCCCAGCCCCUCCCACGCCGUCGCCCCUGGGUCUCCAGGCUCAGAGGAGGAGGGGCUAAGAUUUACCCUAAACCCCCUUCCAGCUGGCUCUUCCGCGGCCGGGCUGCAGCGGCUCGCUUCGCCCUCUAGUGGCUACUCCAGCCAGUCUAACACCCCCACUCCAGGCACACCCGUGUCCUCGCCCCUCACCCCCUCCUCUCCUCUCGCAGCAAGCCCCGAAGCCUUCCCUCUCCCCGCGACCUCCCCCUUCUCCUCUUUACGCUCCUCUUCUUUCCCUCUGUCCCCUUCUGUCUCCUGCCUGCCCGGGACGACGUCUCGGGGCGAAGGGAGGCCAAAGCCGCCGGUGCCAGAGAGGAAGUCAUCACUCUUUUCCUCCCUCUCCUCCUCAUUUUCCUCCACCUCCUCCCUCUCCUCCUGCACCUCCUCAGAAUCCUCUGCCAGGCAUCCACUUCUCCCUCCUCCUCCUCCUCUACCAGGAUCUUCCUCUCCUCUGUCUCCUGUCUUCUACUCCCCCAUUCACUCCUCCCCUCCUCCCGCUCCUCCCCUUCCUCAGUCCUGCCCCCCUGCUCCUGUAACCAAACUCUCUGCUGCUCCUUCUCCACCUCCUCCUCCUCUACCACCUUCAUCCCUCCCCAUUCCUCCUCCUCUCCCGCCUUCAUCCCUCCCUCCUCCACCUCCUCUUCCUCCUUUCUGUCGGCCUCCUCCUCCCCCCUACUCCCACGCCGUCAGGCAGACCUCCUUUGUGUCCACCAUAACCUCGUCAACCAACUUCCCUCCUCCCCCAACCUCCCCACCACCUCCUCCAAUUCCUCCCUCUUCAGAAAUCCCAGAAUUCCCAUUCGCUGACCUCCCUCCUCCCCCCCCACCACCACCUCUGCCUUCUCUCCCCGUAUCCUCUGCCACCUCCUCCACCCCCCCAGGCCAUGGCAAGUCUCCAAAUUGCUAUUUAAAAGUGGCCACGCCCCCCGGCCUCCUGGUCACUGCCCAAGCUUUGCAGGGCGUCAAGCUUCGAUCUGUCAAGAACCAGGAAGACCCGCUCCCUGACACCAUGCUAGCCAAUGCUGCAUCUGCUAAUGCUAACCAUGCUAAUACCAUCUAUGCUCUACCGAGCAAAGAAGCUUAUGCAUACAAUGCUGCGUUGGCUAAUGCUAAUCUUGAUUGCCCGACUAGCGCUGAUGUUAAAGCAGUUAGGAAUGGAUUACAAAAUGAUCCAGGUAGCAAUGAGGCUAACACAACUAGCGCAUUAAUGGGUAAUUCUAGCCUUUAUAGCCCAGCCAACGCUGAUGGACCUGCAUGCAAGUCAGAUUAUGAUUACUAUAACCUAACAAAAAGUGAGGUGACGGCACCCGACGCUAAGUCAUCUUAUGCUAAUCUUCAGAGCCAGCGAGGCGUCGUUGCUGGUCCAGCUAACCAGAACAGCUCUGGGCCUAAGCUGACCGAUGGCGAAACUCCUCUAGACAUCCAGUACAAUGAACGAGAGAAGGAAGGUACUAAGAUGUAUGCCACACUGGCAAACAAUGAAGACUCCAGUCCUGACAAUCCCUGGGUCAAAAUGUCUUAUGAUUCUGACAAAAACCACAUCAACACAGUCAUCCAACAACAGAUCACCGACAGUAAGCUGACUGAGCCUGCAGAGCAACAGGAUGUUAGGCACACUGAUUCUGCAUACUGGACGCUCUCCGGAACAAAACGAGAGCCUCGAAGAAAGAACGGAACAAUACUGUCGGAGAGCAAAGAUGAAGUAGAGACAAAUGACGAGAGUAAUUCGGAAAUAUGGAAUCACGGUGCAGCUGAUGGAGAAUCAGCAGCACACAGUAACAGCGUCUGUAAGACAGGCAGCCCGAGGAAGCUCGGCUCCCCAGAGAAGCCGAUUCCCCCAAAGAAGCCUGAUCUUUGCAUUCUGGGUAGCUGGAAGAGCAGUGGACAAAUCACGGCGCCUGCCCUUGGGCUCAACGGCCAAUCUGAAUUUCCGUCCGAUUCCUUCUGCACACCUUUGCACACAACUCUGAGCCACUGUGCGCCUUCACCAAAGCUCUUGAAGUCAGUGAGCGAAACAACUCCACCUGCGCGCUCAGUGAAUGCUGCUGCUUCUUCGCCUGUAAACACAACGCCCGCCGACGUCGCCCCACUCUCGCCCGCCGACGUCGCCUCGCUCUCGCCCGCCAGCUCGCCUCACAGGCAGAAGCCACAGAUUUUGCACAAGAAGCCAGAUGUCUCAAUGACGUCACCCAAAACAACCAAACCGCUCGUCGCAUCUAAAAGUACAGGGGAGGCAUCCAUAGGGACCAGGGGCCCCUUGGGGAACUGUGGCCCCUCGGGAAUCAUUGGUUUCGCAGAGACCCUGAGGAUCAAAGGGGCUCCCAAUAUCGAUGGAACCAUGAGUACUUCGGAGAGCUGCGGUACCUCAGACACAUGGGGGACUGUGGGGGCCUUUAGCACCUUAGAGAACUCGGGGGUCCGUGGUGGUACUUCCAGCCACACGGGGGGAGCCCAAACUGGAGCAACAGACCCCCGUUGUGCUGGGAUCAUCGGGACAAGACUUCAUAAGGAUGACGAGAAACUCUUUCAAAUGAGGAUGAUGAGGUCACUGCUGGCUGAAGAGGAAGAGGAGAAAGAGAGGGUGGAAGAGAGAGGGAGGAAAUCGGCCGCGAUGAUGAUGAUGAUGUCGUCCACCUCAAGGAAAAGAGACAAAGCAAAGAAGAGGAGGAAGAGAAGGCCGGGCAGGCAACUGCUGAUGAUGUCAUCGAAAAAGGAGCCCUCUCCCUCUUCGUCGUCGUCGUCGUCGUCGUCGUCAUCUUCAUCCUCAUCUGGAGAUGAACGAGACGGGGGGAAGGAGAGGACGAGGCAAACGAGCGAGAGGGUGAGGGUGACGUGCGAUCGAGACACCAGCGACUCCGAAAGCUCCUGCUCUCUGAUUGGUCAGAGCAAGUUCUCCCUCAGCAGAGCGCUGUCCACGGAGAGCCUGGGGGGGGGGCUGUCACUUCCAGACCUCCUGAUACAGGAGGAGGAGAGGAGCAGUGAGGGAGCAGAGAGGAAAAGGGAGGAGGUGAAGGAGGCUGGAGGACCCCCAGAUGCUGACGUGUUCGUCGGUGUUUCGGCGGACCAGAUGUGCGUCUCCAGUCGACCUCGAACCACAGAGGACCUGUUUGCUGUCAUCCACAGGUCAAAGAGGAAGAUGCUAGGAAGAAGGGAUUCAGAAGACGAGAGACGCCGUAUCUCGUCUUCGUCGUCCUCCUCGUCCUCCCCUUCAGUCUCCCCCACCGACCCCUCGCCCCGUCUGCAGCGGCCCGGAGCCUUCAGAAGUCAAAGAUCAGCGAGAAGUGAAAGCUUUAAGGCUCUCCUGCUCAGGAAGGGAACUCGGGCUGAUUCGUCUUCUCGAAUCUCUGCUGUCGAGCGGCUCCGCGUCACUGCGUCUCCUACGACCGCCGCCGACCUCCGGAGUGUGCUGCCACCGCCACCAGUCCAGCCCGAAGUCAACCCCGCAGGCUUGUCCCAAACCUCGGAUACAUGUGAUUUGAAUGUCCACCGCGCUCUGGAUGCACCAGCGUCUCUCUGCGGUCAGAACUUCUCCAUGAUGUUCGGAUGGAGGCGACGGGAUCUGAUGCCUCAUCACCCCCUCCUCACCUCCUCCUCCUCUCCCUUCUUCUUCCUCUCCUCAUCCUCCUUGCGGCCUCGCUCGCUCACGCCUCCCUGCUCCUCCAGCCGACGCUUUGCCGCUCGCUGCCGCCUCUACGCCGCCCCCAUGACCGCCAUCUUUGAAGGAGAAAGCGAGGAGGAGGAAGACGACGGGGUUUUCAGCGAGUCUCCGGGAAUCGAAGGAGGACCGAGUCAGAGGCUGGUCGAGACUUCCUGAUGGACAGGCCAAGUUUAAAGACGCCGCUCGGGUUCAGCAGGAAGUAAACGGAAUGUGACGACGCCAUUUGUUCACGGACACGUCGCACCUGAAGCGUUUAAUCGAAUGUACUGAAGCACACUCUCUGUUAAAGGACGCGUCUCUCGUAGCAACAAUGACGUGAAGCCUGAAAAACACGUGUGAUCUCCAAGAAAACAAACUUGUUGCGACGACACAAUAAUUUGCUGGUGAUCGGAAAAGUAACACCUGCAGUUAAUGUACUUUCAUUUAAACUGCCGUAAUUAUGUUCUUAUGUUCUAAUUUUGUCUUUUGCUUGAUUUAGCGUUGUCUUUUUUCACUAUUUGCAAGGACAUAAAUUAAAUUUUUGUUUGACUUGUUAUAUUGUCUCACACUAGUAAGAGGCGUCUAAAUUCAAAACCAUCCAUGUUCUCUCUGACACAACACAACUUUUAACAGAAGAGGAUGUGGAAUUAUUUUGAUUUGAUUUAAUUUGAGAUAUAAAAAAGUGGUUUUCUUGAGAUCACAGAGUAAAUGUUACAGUAAUUAUAAUAGUAUGAUGAUAAUAAUAACAAUAAUAAUAUUUAAGCAGCCAUAUUACAAGUUUUACUACACACCACAUUGUAAUGACUGACAGGGUGCAGCAUCCAAAUCCAUACAAUUCUAUCAUUGAAAAUCAAGAUCAAAGAUUGUAAUGACAUUAAGCAAUCAGCACUAUUUAAGUUUGUAAAUCUCAUUUAACAAUAAAUAUCUAACAGGAGAAGCAUAAAGCAUUAAAGAUGCUGAACACUGAUUUAAUAUUUUAACUUUGAAUGGGAAUUAAAUGCAUUAGAAGUGAAAUUAGCAUCUCAUUUGUUCUCACCAGCUACAUAGACCAACACUAUAAUUAAUAAGGGAUGUACUUUGUCCUGUACUGUAAAUAAUCCUUUGUUUAUGUUGCUGCUUCUCCAUCUAAACGAGUCACCGAGCCUCAAGUCUUUUUUUUUUUUUAACAAGUUAGCAGGUAGUGAGACGACAUAACGGUCAAAGACGAUGUACAUUUUUAAGGUUCAGACUUUAGGAACUUAAUUAUCUUUCCUGUGCGAAUGUUAUUAACUAUAAAACUAAUACAGUGUAACUGGAAUUAUCAGACGAGCGUGAGAAACUGAACGAAAAGCUCUUUUGUACGUCAGAGAAAAAUGAGAGAUGGAAAUCAAGAAGCAGGAAAAUGGAAACUUUUAAAUGUAAAUAGACAAAACUGUACACAUAAGAUUGAGAAAUGGAAGCAAUAAAGGAAAAACAAUAAUUUCUGAAACUGA